Molecule: messenger RNA, 1859 nt
Organism: Mya arenaria
Lineage: Eukaryota; Metazoa; Mollusca; Bivalvia; Myida; Myidae
Exons: 3
Coding region: 530-1543 (337 amino acids)
Source: RefSeq, a predicted model, not a curated record
UUAUAAAACAAGUGCAGUUUUUAUUUUCUAUUAAUUUAAGCCAUAGAUACAAUAUUUACUUUCUUUCAGUGGCAUGUUUGCUACUGACGGGUAAAUGCCAUUGAGUUUACUUUUCGAGUACACAACUCCAUGAUGAAUUACAGUCGAUCUUGUAGAAGUGGUAUUGAUCUAAAACUUUAAUUCUUACUUUAGGCAAACAUUUCAAUGUCAUACAAUCGGAAUAAAUGGCUUUAAGGUAGUUGUUUUAUGUAAAUCGGAAUGAUAAGUGAUCGAACAGAUAAAUUUCCAAUGCUUUUAUUGCAUGUUGUAUGGCACAAAGAAAAUCGAACAGAAUGAAUGUGAUAUAAUGAAUAUGCAAUUCAAACCACUAAAGUUUGAUUUCUUUGAAAGUGGGUGUAAUUCUUGAUUUAUUUGGAGCUAUUCUUUUCUGGUUUACUUGUAUCAUACAGCAAGACGUCAAAGUAUGCAACUUGAUUGAUGACUGGAAGCAGCGACAGCAGCAGCACCAAUUACAAAAGCAGCACCAAUAAUGGCGUUCUCCUAUCUGGGCCCCGAGUCGCCGCGACCCCUGUCGGUUAUUUCGGAGGGAUUCCAAAACCGGUUCCGUAUCCCGGCGUACCCGGAAUGGCAGGGUUACAGCUUUGGUUCACGGUACGACGAGGACAUGUAUACACUGGUGGACAAGUAUCUUGGGCUUGAGACCACGGACAGGGUCUGCUACAUCGGCGACCCUAAGGGCAGCCUUGCAGAGGGGAUCAUAAACAGGUUUUGCUUGCUGGAGCCUGUGAUGAACGUGAUCCCCGGCCAUUACAGUUACGUGGAGACAGAAUCGAAUAAAAUGCUGCCCAUCCGCGUCGCAAAUGUCGGUUCUGAAGAGUACUUCCGAUUGCAGGCCAAGGAGAAGCCAGAAACACGCAUUGUGUUUGACAAGAUUGUCAUUAAGGACGCUCUCCGUUACUUCGAGAACCCUGUAGAAAUGUACUGCAACAUCAUGAAAUGUCUCAGUAAAGACGGCAAAAUGCUAAUUAUUCACAGAGCAAGUUCCAUCAACACACUUCCGGUAUUCAUGAAUGCUAAACGGCGAUUGGAGGACAAUGAAAUUCCCUAUUCUGACGUCAUCAAAGACUUGAAGGCAUUGGAUUUUGAUGUCCAAUGGGAAAUCGAGAACCUGAACCUAACAAUUUCAAAGAAACAGUGGUACUCAAUGCUCGAAUCGAAGUUUCCGCCGCAAAUGGAAAUCAUGAGCGACUUUGAAGUCCGGUCAGGGAUCCGUGAACUUACAGAAGGGAUCAUGAAGUAUGAAGGGGACUUGGUGGAGGUCAAUGACAGACUUCUAUUUAUAGUAGUAUCCAAUCCCGCGCAGCGCAAACGCGGGUUCCCAAGUAUUAAGCGCUACAAUGCAGAUGAGAUGGUGCCUUUCCCAAAUGCGAAGGACUUGAAUUAUUCCAUGGAGAUUUCUCCUGACUUAAACGACUUUGUGCAAGACAAACUAAAGAAAAUGGCAAAGGAACGCCAGCAGACUAGCGGGAUAGUGUUUGGAUAGGCCAACGAGCGGAGGUCUUUGUCCGUCCAUUAUAAACAGUAUUCACCACAUGUAUGUCUGUGCAGAUGGAAAUUGUGUGUUAAAUGUUGUAAUGCAAUAAUCUUAAGGUUAACAUUUAGAACCUGCAGUAUACAUUUAAUGAUUGUGUAAUGAGUCAUUCAAUGACAAAUUUAAAAUCGACCGUUUAUUGUUAACAGUAUUCGAGCUUGAAUAAUAAAAUAUCAAGAAAUCAAUUAGUCAAUAACAAUCUCAGUAACAUUUCCAUUAACAUUGACCAAAUUUGACCACAGAAGGUUACAUUAAAGUAAACAUAAGU